This is a messenger RNA of Dracunculus medinensis (Guinea worm), 885 nucleotides long. The record is from the annotation of a GenBank genome assembly. Lineage: Eukaryota; Metazoa; Nematoda; Chromadorea; Rhabditida; Dracunculidae.
AUGAGUGGUGCGCCAAUUUUUCAUAAUAUUCAUUUAUGGUUAAUAAGGAGUGCCACGAAUGGUGUUACUUCGAACACAAGGAGUACAAAAGGCGUUUCGACUUCUGGUGAUAGUGGUAUCAACGACGAUAAACCCUCCCUAGAAGAUGGAAGCAAACGAAAGUCGAGUUGCUCUGAUCGUUCAAACGAUGAUGAAAAUGAAAAGGCAGAUGUGAACUGCUGUAAUUCUUAUGGUAAUUCAAAGGCGCUCGAACAACUGGAACAACUCAUUUUGUCGGACGAGUGGAUUACUAAAGAAUUUAUAGAUAACCAUCAAACAGCGAAGAACGUUUCUAGCUUGAGUUAUGAUACAAUAUUACAAUCCGGGCGUAAAAAGAUCUCAAGGUUCAUACAUAAAAUAUGCUCGCAACCUAGGACAAUUGCUCAGAACCUACAAAGAAAAACGGCUCUCUGCACGCGCGGCGAGGCAUUAGCCGUAUCAACAUGGAAAGUCAUAACGCCUAUAGACAUUCCGAGCCAAGCGAUCACUGUCCACACCCUUUCUAAAUAUCGUAUGAAUAUCGCUCGUUUGUCGAGGGUCCGUCUUUCUCACUUCAGGUUUCGAGCAAUUAAUCUUGGCUCCAAGCAGAGGUAUUGCCUAUAUCAUUGUGUUGUUUUGGAGGAUGUAGUGGUUAUCAUGUCUGAAAAAGCUCGGUCCGCUCUGAUUAGAUGGAAGCUACUAAACGACUAUAUGGCCUAUGCUUGCUUCAAAGGAGAGUUUUGGAAUAUCAUAAGUGUAUAUGCUGUAGCAGAUGACCGUAGUAAGGAUAAGUUCUAUGCGGAACUUCAAUUGCUAACAACACCUCUACUGAAACAUGACAAGGUAAUCGGUGGGACACCGGAAUAG